Molecule: messenger RNA, 970 nt
Organism: Macrobrachium nipponense
Lineage: Eukaryota; Metazoa; Arthropoda; Malacostraca; Decapoda; Palaemonidae
Product: keratin-associated protein 19-2-like
Exons: 3
Coding region: 117-620 (167 amino acids)
Source: RefSeq, a predicted model, not a curated record
AUUGUUCUGCUGCAUGAUGGGAGUAUAUAAAUGACCCGGGCACCGACCAAGAGGAGUCAGUAAGCGCUGGAUCUUCGUACGAGGAGCAUCAUCAUCAUCGCAUCAUCAUCGGAAUAAUGAAGACACAAACUAUCUCAACCUAUGCCCUGCUGGCAUUGGCCAUUGCAGUGGCAACGGCCGACGCCUGGUGGUUCAAAAGCAAAGGCUACGACGAUUGCUGCGAUUCCGGGUACGGCCAUGAUGGCUACGACUAUGGUGGAGGAGGUUACACCGGUUACGAUGACUACGAGUAUGACACUGGCUAUGGCCAUGAAGAUGAUGGAUAUGGGUACGGCAAAUCCUCUAAGGGAUACGGCAAAGGAUAUGGCGGUUAUGGCAAAGGAUAUGGCGGUUACGGCAAAGGAUCUGGCGGUUAUGGCAAAGGAUAUGGCGUCUAUGGCAAGGGAUAUGGCGGCUACGACAAGGGAUACGGUGGUUACGGGAAGGGUGGAGGAGGUUACGGCGGCUAUGGCAAAGGUCACAAGGCCAGCAGUGGAUACGGCAAAGGUCACGACAAAGGUCAUGGCGGAGAAGAGUAUGGAUAUGGCGGAUAUGAAGAUGAUCAUGGAUACCAUAAAUAAAUCUUCAGCUGGAGAAUGAGAAGCUCACAUUUCAUGUGUAUAUAUAUGAAUUAUGCUAAGCAUCUUUGUUUUUUGUUAAUUGCUAUCAUUGUUGCUGUUCUUGUUAUCUGUAAAUAAAUGGGAAUCCUAUAUAUACUUUGUAUUGAUGGUGAUAUCGACAUUAUAAUGACUCGAAAACUGACAGAUUUGUAAAAUUGAAUUGACUGUUUGUAGAAAUGAAAGUAUUCGUGUCGAAGGACUGACUGGAAUGACCAAAGUGGUCUCCAAUAUUUUAUCUUAUUUCGCAGUCGACUGACGUAUCCCAUCACAGUUACUCUGACUUCACGCAUGCAAUAAAUAGUACGUGAUUA